Messenger RNA from Emiliania huxleyi CCMP1516, 1068 nucleotides. RefSeq lists its product as hypothetical. Bases 1 to 1017 code for a protein of 338 amino acids. NCBI's taxonomy places the organism in Eukaryota, Haptophyta, Isochrysidales, Noelaerhabdaceae. The record is from RefSeq and is a predicted model, not a curated record. The transcript has 6 exons.
AUGUGGCUGCUCCCGGCCGCUUCGCUCGCCUUUGCCUCCCCCCGCUCCUGCCCAGGCAAGGCCGGCCGACACAGCAUCCAGCCGGUUGCGAGCGUCGAGCGGAUCUGCGAGGCCGACAGUCUCGCCGGUCGUAUCGAGGACGCGGUGUGCUCUGUCUACGGCGCGGAGAAGACUGCGCGUGUGCGCGCCUCGCUGGCGGAGCUGGCGGCGGGCCGAGAGCAUCGAGAGGUGCUCGAUCCGUCGCACCCUCUGAUGGUGCAGGAGGCCACCUCAUACGUCGCCGGCCUGCCGGCGACUGCGUGGCACGACGCGAGCCUGCACAAGUGGGCGCGCAAGCUGGAGGACAAGUGGCAGGUGGUGCGCGAUGAGCUCGCGGCGUGGCUGGCCGACUCGGAGCGGCUCGCCGCACAGGGGUCGGGAGUGUGGGCGGCGACGGCUCCCGGCACGUAUGGACCCGGUUGGAAGACGUUGCCGCUCUGUGACCGGACCGUGUGGGACGACACCAACGCGGCGCUCUUCCCGCGCACCUGCGAGCUCCUCCACUCUGCAAAGGUGCCAGUGGUGGAGGCCUUCUUCUCGUCGAUGGCUCCGAGGUCGACGAUCGCACCGCACUCGGACGGGUGCAACUUUGUGCUCACCGCCCACCUCGGCCUUGUCGUGCCUGAGGGGUGCGAGCUCAACGUGGGCGGAGAGCGCAGGCCCUGGGCAGACGGAAAGGCGAUGCUCUUCGACACGUCCAUCCUGCACGAGGCGCGCAACGACGCCGACUCGACGCGCUACGUGCUGAUGCUCCGCGUGUACCACCCCGGCCUCUCCGCCCUCGAGCGAAAGGCGAUGCAGCUCGUCUUCGACACGCUCGACGAGCCGGAGCUGCUCGCCGACCCGGCCGCCCUGCGCGAGUACGACGCGCGGCGCCGCGCGCUCGAGGCGGCGUCGCGGGCGCCAUGGGAGCAGGCGCUCGCCGCGGGCAAGCGGAAAGGGGCGAAGGGCGGAAAGGCAAAGGGUCGCAGGCGAUAAUCCGGCACCGGCAGGCUCUGGUAAAUACUUUUCUUUUCAUGCGAUAACCGU